Pyrus x bretschneideri (Chinese white pear) is the source of this 1339-nucleotide messenger RNA. RefSeq lists its product as uncharacterized. The transcript has 3 exons. Bases 140 to 535 code for a protein of 131 amino acids. Lineage: Eukaryota; Viridiplantae; Streptophyta; Magnoliopsida; Rosales; Rosaceae. The record is from RefSeq and is a predicted model, not a curated record.
CAUGUAUCAGGUUCAAUUGGACGCAUUCUCUUGGGAACUGCUGCUUUGGUCUCAAAGACGAUUAUAAGCAGAGACAUUUUUCGUAUCAAAUUUAUGUGAUUUGAAUACAAUUAGGUGGAUGCUUAUUGACAAGUAAAGAAUGGAUGAGACCAUGAAGCAAUUCCAGAAAAGCUUAAUUGAACUCGAGACUGAAGCUGAGCGUCUCCUCCUAGCUCGAAACCAGAUGGUUGAAAAUGACAGGGUGAGGAAUGGGAACAGAGAAGCACUUACAUCUCUGAGGAAGAUAGCUCGGACAACCAAAACUAGUGUUCCAUCUCCUUUUGAGUCAAUAAUGAAGGAGAUUGGGGGGCCUCAAUCAAGACCUCUGGUGAAGGAGGUAUGCCCUACCUGUGGCAACCAUGAUUCAAAUGAGCGCACUUGGAUGAUGUUCCCGGGAACUGAUGUCUUUGCAAGGAUUCCAUUUCAUGUUGCCCAUACCAUCUUGGAGACAGGUUUUCUCUCAAGCUGCUUUUUAUUUUUCUUUUUAUGCAACUAAUUGGGACAUAUACCCAACUGUAUUAUUAAGAAGUGCAACUCUUUCACAUAUCAAUAUAUUCAUAUAACCAUGUAUCACGAAGGAUUAAUGAAUAAUCUCGAGUGUCCACUGUAGUAGCCCUUGUGAGCAAAACGGGUUAAAUAAACUAUGUAGCAUCUUUAAACAAAUUGGUUGAGCUAUUUAUGAAUUCUUAAACCUUUGAAGCUCUAGUGUUUUGUUUAAAAGGCCUAUAGAUGUUCGUGAAGAUGCCAUCUUCCCUGAUGCAACUUCUAUUUAUCUUACAAAAGGAAGCUAUGCUUCAGAUCACAUUGGCAAAUUUGAAAUAAGAUCAGAGGGAUUUGUUCAGCAUUAAGUUUUUGUUAUUAACUCAGUUUCUCCUACUGAAAAGUUUCAAACUUUUAAUGUGUCAGACUGGAUAGUGUUCUUGCUUGUCAAUCAUAAUUUCUCAAACUUAACCGUUGACGCUUCUUGGAGGAAUUCAUUCGAGUUUCUAGACGCUUCUUAGAUGUUCGUGUUUUGCUGCGUUGCUGUCCUGUCUCUUAUUGCUGCCAAAGUUGGGAAGUAUGGCUCAUGAACUCUCAGAAUUCAUUAGUUGUCAUCUGUGCCUUCUCAUAAAAAAUAUAUGUUUUUAUAGAUUUAAAUAAUUUUAGUUGGGAAGUACGGACCGGCUCAUACCAUGAACAUGAUCGUUGGAAUAUUAGUUGGAUUCUUGGCGUAGUAGUCGGUGAAUUCUUGGCGUAUUAGUCAUUGAAUUGUUAACGAAGAAUCCAACAACGAUGAAUGUUAGUCGUAGUUUGAACCUGA